Molecule: messenger RNA, 846 nt
Organism: Rotaria socialis
Lineage: Eukaryota; Metazoa; Rotifera; Eurotatoria; Philodinida; Philodinidae
Source: the annotation of a GenBank genome assembly
AUGCUAACCCAAAAAUUGACUCCAGACCAGGUCGAUCUUUACCAUCAACAAGGAUACAUCAUUAUAAAAUCCUUUUGCAAGCCCGAUGAAGUCAAUAAACUAUACAAUGCUGCGUUGGAAGAUACUACAAUGCUUAACAAUGCUUUCGAUCUUAACGAUCAAAGCGGUAAAAAAACAAGACUAUCACUUUGGUUCACGCCCGGCAAUGAUGUUUUUGGGUAUUUAACCCGCAGCGAAAAGAUGAUAGGUUCAGUAAAACAAUUGUUAGGUGGCGAUGCACCGGUUUGCCACUAUCAUUCAAAAGUGCUGCAAAAGGAACCAAAAGUUGGUGGAGCAUGGGAGUGGCACCAGGAUUAUGGUUACUGGUAUAAAAACCAGUUUAUGUUCCCUGAUCAGUUAAUCAGUGUGAUGGUUGCACUGAAUCGAGCCAAUAAGGAAAACGGUUGUUUGCAGGUGAUCAAAGGCUCGCAUAAAAUGGGCAGAGUAAAUCAUGGUUUCGCAGGCGAACAGAUGGGAGCCGAUAUGCAGAUGGUGAAUAACGCACUGAAAACGAUGGAAUUGGUCUAUGUGGAAGUAGAAGCCGGUGAUGCACUGAUGUUCCAUACUAACCUGUUACACCGGUCAGAAGCUAACCUGUCAGAUCACUCGCGUUGGUCGAUAAUUUCCGGCUUUAACCUGCAAUCAAACCCGGCCUAUAAUGAGACGUCAACAUCCUAUAAAGUGCCGGUUAAUGUAGUGCCGGAUAAUGCUAUUAUAGAUUGGGAUGCCGACUCAUUAUCAAAUGCCGAUUUCUUGAAAAAAGAAAAUGAUCCGGCUUUGAAAGAAACAGGAUGGGAGAAAGCCUAG